This is a messenger RNA of Angiostrongylus costaricensis, 1590 nucleotides long. Lineage: Eukaryota; Metazoa; Nematoda; Chromadorea; Rhabditida; Metastrongylidae. The record is from the annotation of a GenBank genome assembly.
AUGUCACCUGCACCGCGAAUUCUAGCUUCGGCUAAGCGAUGGUCAUUCAAGAAAAAGUUUAUCGUGUACGGUGUGUCAACUGUCCUUGUUGGAAGCGGAGUUGCUAAAUGCUGUUUUAUCGACUCAUUCGAAGACAUGAAACAACUCGGACUCUUGCGGUUCGGCAGGGCUGCUGUUGCAGUGACGCAGAUCGUUGUGGAUUAUAAGUUAUCGCUUCUCGGACUCCGUGAUUCAUCCGAGGAGUACAAUAAAGCAAUUAAAGAGUGCCAUAAGAGGAGCGCAUUACGUCUUCUCGAGUUGGCUUGCGCUAAUGGUGGUGUAUUUAUUAAGGUAGGCCAACAUUUGUCUGCUAUGGAAUUCCUAAUCCCCACCGAAUAUACAACAACUCUGUCCAUAUUGACUUCGAAAGCUCCUGAGGCAUCGUAUGAAGAUGUUGUAUACGUUGUGGAGUCUCAGUUAGGAAGGAAGAUUUCUGAUGUGUUCUCGGAAUUUGCUGUCAAGCCUGUUGGGGCUGCUAGCCUAGCCCAGGUGCACAUUGCUAAACUAAAGGGUAUUGAUCAAAUGGUCGCUGUGAAAGUGCAACAUCGUAGAGUGCUCAAGAAUAGUCGUACCGAUAUUAAUACUAUGGAUUUCCUCGUUAAAAUCGCCGACAAAGUGUUCCCGGAGUUCAAACUUAUGUGGCUAGUUGAGGAAGUGAAGAAAAACUUGCCUCGAGAACUUGAUUUUAUCUUGGAAGGAAAGAAUGCUGAUCGAUUGGCGGAGAUGUUUGAUCAUCUUAAAUUUCUUAAAAUUCCAAAAAUCUACUACGAGUACAGCACACCUCGUUUACUUACGAUGGAAUUUUGUGAAGGUGCACAUAUCGACGAUAUAGAUUACAUGAUAAGGAAUCAUAUCAACAGACACGAUGUUUGUCGAAAGAUGGGCAGACUUUAUUCGGAGAUGAUUUUCAUUAAUGGUUAUCUGCACUCAGAUCCUCAUCCCGGUAAUGUGCUAGUGAAUAAGAAGAGUAGUGGUGAAGUUGACAUCGUGUUGCUGGACCACGGGCUUUACUUGAAUAUAGAUGAUCGCUUCAGAAGUCUUUACACCGAUCUGUGGCUCGCCCUGCUAGGACCUGACCCAGAUAAGCUCCGGAGUGUCGCUAUAGAAAUGGGAGUUGGCGAGCUUUAUGGAUUGUUAGCGUGUAUUGUUUCUCGAAGAACAUGGCAGGCAGUAUCUCAGGGUAUCAAAAAUAAAAAGAUGGAUAGUCAUGAAAGGAGCGAGCUUCGGCUUUAUGCCGCAUCACUGAUCCCUCAGAUCAGUGAAUUAUUGCACCGAAUGCCACGAGAAAUGCUGCUUAUUUUAAAGACUAAUGAUUUGCUGAGGAAUCUCGAGCACGUACUUGAGACGGAGAACCGCUCAGAUUCUCUUAUUGAGAUGUCGAAAUGCGUAUUGCGUAGUCAUUAUGAAUCGAAGUUAAAAAACAGUCAAAACAGUAUUUGGGAAGCUUUCGGCAUACGGUUACAGCUAUUGUGGGCACUGCUUAAGAUCCAUACAUAUGAGUGGUACCUUAUCGCCAAGAACAUGUUCUCUUCUAGUAAUGUUCUAUCCUGA